Messenger RNA from Mus pahari (shrew mouse), 852 nucleotides. Its product is annotated as actin, cytoplasmic 2-like. The transcript has a single exon. NCBI's taxonomy places the organism in Eukaryota, Metazoa, Chordata, Mammalia, Rodentia, Muridae. The coding region runs from base 1 to 852 and encodes 283 amino acids. The record is from RefSeq and is a predicted model, not a curated record.
AUGGGCCACCCUAGGUACCAGGGUGUGAUGGUGGGUAUGGGUCAGAAGGACUCUUAUGUUGGCGACGAGGCCCAGAGUAAGAGAGGCAUCCUGACCCUGAAGGACCCCAUUGAACACAGCAUUGUCACCAACUGGGACAAUAUGAAGAAGAUCUGGCACCACACCUUUUACAAUGAGCUUCGUGUGGCCCCUGAGGAGCACCCUGUGCUGCUCACCGAAGGCCCCCUGAACCCUAAGGCCAACCGUGAAAAGAUGACCCAGGUCAUGUUUGAGGCCUUCAACAUCCCAGCCAUGUACGCCAUCCAGGCUCUGUUGUCCCUGUAUGCCUCUGGUUGUACCACUGGCAUUUUGAUGGACUUCGGAGAUGGGGUUACCCACACUAUGCCCGUCUACAAGGUCUAUACCAUGCUGUGUCUGGAGCUAACUGGCUGGGACCUGACAGACUACCUCAUGAAGAUCCUGACCCAGCGUGGCUACAGCUUCACCACCAUAGCUGAGAGGAAAAUCCUGCGUGACAUCAAAGAGAAGCUGUGCUAUGUCAUCCUAGACUUCAAGCAGGAGAAGGCCACUGCCGCAUCCUCUUCCUCCCUGGAGAAGAGCUAUGAGCUGCCUGAUAGACAGGUCAUCACUAUUGGCAAUGAGUGGUUCCAAUGCCCCAGGGCUCUUUUCCAGCCUUUCUUCUUGGGUAUGGAAUCCUGUGGCAUCCAGGAAACUACUUUCAAUUCCAUCAUGAAGUGUGACGUUGACAUCCGUACAGACCUCUGUGCCAACACAGUGCUGUCUGGUGCCACCACCAUGUCCCCAGGCAUUGCUGACAGGAUGCAGAAGGAGCCCUGGCUCCUAGCACCAUGA